AGAAGAUUAUUGUGCACACUUAAAUUGUCCAAAUGACAGAGUCCAGCUCCUUGUCCACGCACACUAACUUUGCUGUAUUGGCAAAUGAGACACAGAAAUUGAAUGGGACUUACAGAAACAGUGAUGUCUUCACAAUAUUGAUCUAUGUUGCUAGUCCUAUCAACCUUUUGGGACUAAUUGCCAAUGGCAUUGUGUUCAGGUUUCUCUGCUGUGGGAUCAAAAGGACUAAGUAUACCGUGUAUGUACUGAAUCUGGCCAUUGCUGACUUCAUUGUACUCUUUGUUCACAUGACAGCUUUUGCUGCCAGUGUAAUGAUGAGUGGAACAUUAGAUUUUACUGAAUACCUGUAUACCACAUUUGACAUCCUGAGCUUUUUUGGAUAUGACACCAGUCUUUUUUUAUUGACAGCCAUUAGCGUUGAGAGGCAUCUUGGUGUCUUUUACCCAUUAUGGUACCAAUAUAAACGGCCAAAAGAUCUCUCACCCAUAUUAUGUGCUCUUCUGUGGGUUCUCUCCUGCUUGAUGACAGGAGUGGAAUAUUUCAGCUGCUGGUCAGAAUAUAUCUCACACAAAGAACAAUACUCUCCAGCAUGUAAUACUACAACUAUGUUCCUUAGCACCAUUUUCCUCAUUUUUACUCCAGUCAUGGUCAUUUGCAGUUUGAGCCUGUUUGUCAAAAUACAGUUAUGCCAGCGACAUUCACAGCCAAAGUCACCAGCACGGCUUUGCCUGACCAUUGCUGUAACAGUUGCUCUGUUUCUCAUUUUUGUGGUGCCACUCAGGUUGCAUUGUCUGAUACUGUACUGGUAUCCAAAAAUGACAUUUGAUGGAUUUCUCUUUGAUAUUUUUUGUUUCCUUAAUUUAAUCAGCUGCAGUCUCAAUCCUUUUGCUUAUUUCCUUGUUGGAAGACAAAAAAGGAGUGUCCGAGAGCCUCUCCAUGUGGUGUUACAGAGAUCCUGGAAAGAGGAGACAAAAUAA
Molecule: messenger RNA, 977 nt
Organism: Hemicordylus capensis (graceful crag lizard)
Lineage: Eukaryota; Metazoa; Chordata; Lepidosauria; Squamata; Cordylidae
Product: proto-oncogene Mas-like
Exons: 1
Coding region: 33-977 (314 amino acids)
Biological process (GO): G protein-coupled receptor signaling pathway
Cellular component (GO): membrane
Molecular function (GO): G protein-coupled receptor activity
Source: RefSeq, a predicted model, not a curated record